Alosa alosa (allis shad) is the source of this 6674-nucleotide messenger RNA. It is a transcript of the gene sh3rf1, whose product is annotated as SH3 domain containing ring finger 1. Gene Ontology annotation, molecular function: protein binding. The record is from RefSeq and is a predicted model, not a curated record. The transcript has 12 exons. Bases 579 to 3290 code for a protein of 903 amino acids. Lineage: Eukaryota; Metazoa; Chordata; Actinopteri; Clupeiformes; Clupeidae.
CAGUUUGUUGGAUUGCUGCUUAGUUGGUAGCGAUAGUUCGUAGCCUAUGAACGGAGGUUCAGUCCCCUAUUCUUUACCGAGUUGACUAAACUCGCAUAAGUUAUUGAGUUAAGGGAGUCAUGCUGCUAGCUUAGUAAAAUAGGCUACGAUUCGCAUUUAGGACUCCGUUUAUGGUUAGGUCUCCGCGGAGCUUACGCUACCGGCUCAUUCAUCAAGGCUUAAACCAGAGUUGGGCCUACUGUCCAAGAUGAAAUACAAAAAAAACAAAACAAUGCAGCUCGUCUGUUGUGAUGCGAUUGAAAGGAGGGUUACAAUAGGGGUUGUCAUAUGGCAUUUACAUUCAACCUAAGAAAGAUGCUGUCGGUGUCAUGGCAAUAACCGAGGCAUGGGAGUAACGUGACCAGGGCAAGGACUGUUGCUUCCCAACCAACCUACAAGUAGUAUGGCCCUCCUGCCAGACUGAAAACGUCAGGAGAGGCCAGACUGGACAGCUUGAGAGAGAGAGAGAGAGAGAGAGAGAGAGAGAAAGACAGUGAGUGACAAUAUUUAAAACGAGAGAAAAAGAAAAGGAAAUAACAAUGGAUGAGUCUGCACUGCUGGACCUGUUGGAGUGCCCUGUGUGCCUGGAACGUCUGGAUGCCUCGGCCAAGGUGCUGCCGUGCCAACACACCUUUUGCCGGCGCUGCCUGCUUGGAAUCAUGGGCUCGCGGGGGGAGCUACGCUGCCCAGAGUGCCGCACGCUGGUGGAGAGUGGCGUGGACGAGCUGCCCAGCAACAUCCUGCUGGUGCGCCUGCUGGACGGCAUCAAGCAGAGGCCUCGGCGGCCGGGUCCGGGGACAGGUGCCGGAGGAGGAGCAGGAGGAGUGGCCACAGCGGGAGGUUGUGCGGCCAACGGCACCGCGGCGGCACUGGUCAGGGCGCAGGCGACAGCGGCGGCCCAGAGAGAGCCAGGAGCACCAGGAGUGCAGCCCCAACGGGUGCAGGCCAAGAGCACCCUUGUCAGGGGUAUUCCCCAGCUCCCUUGUGCCAAAGCCCUCUACAACUAUGAUGGCAAAGAGCCCGGCGACCUCAAGUUCACCAAGGGUGACAUCAUCAUCCUGCGCCGGCAGGUGGAUGAGAACUGGUACCAUGGCGAGAUGGGCGGCGUGCAUGGCUUCUUCCCCACCAACUUUGUGCAGGUCGUCAAGCCCCUGCCCCAGCCGCCGCCCCAGUGCAAAGCGCUCUAUGACUUUGAGCUGAAGGACAAGGAGGCCGACAAAGACUGCCUGCCCUUCUCAAAGGAUGAUGUUUUGACUGUGAUUCGUCGUGUGGAUGAGAACUGGGCUGAGGGCAUGCUGGGAGAUAAGAUUGGGAUCUUCCCCAUCUCUUACGUGGAGUUUAACACAGCUGCUCGGCAGCUGAUUGAGUUGGACAAGCCCUCAGACGGGAGCGGGGAAUCUGCGGGCGAGGGCCCCUCCUCUUCCUCCUCCACCAUCAUGCCUUCAUCGUCCGCCGCCCCGGGCUUCCUACAGGCCAACGGCGUGCAGAAGCCCGGCGGCGAGAAGAAGAACAGCAAGAAGCGUCACUCGUUCACGUCGCUGACCAUGUCGCACAAGCCCUGCCUGGCGCCGCCGCCCCAGCGGCACUCCAUGGAGAUCAGCGGGCCCGUGCUCAUCAGCUCCAGCAACCCCACGGCCGCCGCACGCAUCGGGGAACUCAGCGGCGGCCUCUCCUCCAGCGCCCCCUCCCAGGUACACAUCUGCACCACUGGCCUCAUCGUCACCCCGCCCCCCAGCAGUCCGGUCACCACGGCCACCGUCUUCACGUUUCCCCCGGAGACCACCUACGCGUCCAUCCCAGUGGAUGCACUGCCGCCACCUCCACCUCCUCCCCCCCAGUCCUCAGCUGCUGGCGCCACGUCCUCAUUGGCUGCUGGACAGAGACCCUCCCCCAACGCCAAUGACCAGAGCAGCAGACAGCGGCCUACUGUGUAUGUGGCGAUGUUCCCGUACUCCCCACGUAAAGAGGACGAGCUGGAGCUGAGGAAGGGCGAGAUGUUCCUGGUGCUGGAGCGCUGCCAGGACGGCUGGUUCAAGGGCACCUCCAUGCACACGGGCAAGAUGGGCGUCUUCCCUGGCAACUACAUGAGCCCUGUCAGCAGGACUGUUUCAGGAGGCAGUCAACCCAAAGUGCCCCUGAGUCUGUGCACCCAGGCAGGGAGAGGGGUCACCAUCGUCAGCCCUUCAACUGCCCCCUUGGGUGGCGCGCUGGGGGGUGUGGAGCACCCCAAGGUCCUCACCACCUGCCCCGGGCCUGUCCCACCCAGCCCGCUCCCCCCCACUGCUACCGUGGUAACUGCAGCCCACAUGUCCUCAGGACAGGCCAAAGUCCUGAUGCACGUCACGUCCCAGAUGACCGUCAAUCAGGCGCGCAAUGCAGUAAGGACUGCUGCUUGCCACAGCCAGGACCGGCCCACGGCGGCGGUGACGCCCAUCCAGUCCCAGCAGGCCGUGGCCUUCCUGCCCCACCUGGCCGUGUGCCCGCAGCCAUUGGGCGUGGCGGCCUCCGCGGGCGCCUCCCCCUCUUGUGCUCGUGCCGGCGUGUCCCUGGGCUGCGCCGCCGCCUCCCUCACCCCUCCCAACGUCAGCGCCGCGUCCCUGGAGGUGGACGGCCUGCGGGCCGUGGCCGUGCUGGCCGUGCCCAUCGCCCCCGGCAGCGCUGUGCCCCUCGGUGCCGCCAUGACCUCGGCGUCCGCCACUGGGAACCAGGCCCUCCCCUGCCGCAUGGACAAAGAUGGAAAGAGAGAGAAGAAGGGUCUCCUUAAGCUGCUAUCCAAUAAGAAGAAGCUCCGCCCCUCUCCCCCAUCCUCCCCUACGCUGGAAGCAGAGCAAGCCGUCGCCAUGGACAUGCCCCUGGGAGCCGCAGGACCUGACAUGGCCGCCUGCCCAGCUGGGGCCAAUGGCGGUCGCUGUGGGUCCACUUCGGCCGAAUCGGAACCCUCCCCGUCGGCCUCUGGCUCCUCGGAAUCCACCCACCGCAAGAGUGUCUCCCAGGAAGUCCCUGUGCCCAUCGCCCCUCCCCCACGCCAACCCUGUUCAUCACUGCAUGCGCUACACGACUCUCGACCAAUCAUCUGCGAGAGGUACCGGGUGGUGGUGUCUUACCCGCCCCAGAGUGAGGCAGAGUUGGAGUUGAAGGAGGGAGACAUCGUGUUUGUCCACCGGAAGCGUGAAGAUGGCUGGUUCAAGGGCACGCUUCAACGGAACGGCCGCACGGGACUCUUCCCUGGCAGCUUUGUGGACAUCAUCUGAUACCUCGGCGACAUGAUCAGCCCCAAAGUCUUGGCGUCUGGGAGUGGAAUUCACUCAAACUGAGAUGACUACGCAAGGCAUUCAUCUGGAUAUAUAUGCUAUGCCUUCUGCCGUAGUCUUAAUCCAGCCACCUUAAGCCACCUCGCAGAGGGGGAAAAAACUCUUGAACUGGGCCACUGAUGAAUUGCGGCCUUUUGUAAGGAGGCUGUGAACGGGCCUUAAUAGCACAGUGGAGAAACGGCAAUGGAUUUUUAAGGACAUAGACACGUACAGUAGCAAGCAGAGGAAAUUAGCAUUAGCACCGGCUAGCAUAAGCUGGUGAUGAGCACUAGAAUCAGUCACGUGGUAGGGCUAGACUUUCCUUUUUGCUUUAUUUAACGAUCAGUUAACAUUUCAAAGGUCUUUUUAAAUGUGUGCCUUGUACUGUCUCACUUUAUUGUAUAUAAGCAAACAAAGAUAAAUAUGAGUCACAGAACAAACAAAAAUUAUGAACUGUUCAUGUCUGGAAAUAUGAAUUUAACUUAUUUUUUAUUAUGUGGUUUGGUUGGGGUAGUGCAGAAAGUUGGCUGACUGGUAUGGAUGCAUGAGUUAUUUAAAAGCUCGCUUUAAUGUGGAAGUACCAUUAACAUGGACCUGUGAUUGGCUGCCUGCAGCUCUUAGCUCACUGAUUGGAUAAUUACUCAUCCAAUCUGUCUCUCUUUGCACAAUAAGUGGCUGAAAGGUCAUAGCAAGUCUCUCAGUGUCAUCAAUGCCAAUUAAUGUUUGGAUGUUUUGAUUGCCUUUGUGUUUCGAUGUUUUGAAGGACGUCAUAGGUAGUAGAGGGACUGCAUGAAAGAUACGGCAUGAUUCAAAAUGGCUGACAAGAUCGUCAAGAUGAGGAAAUACUAGAAACAAUCGACUGCUGUAUAUGUCCUGUUUAAGUGAUUUGGAUGUGAGAGGUUCUUGUGCGUUUGUUUGUGGAAAAGACUGAGAAAUACACUCCACAGGUCUUCAAAAUCACUAGUAUCCUGUGAUUCUUUUUUUUUUUCCUUUUGAAAAUCGUAGCUGCUCCCUGUUUUUGAUGAACCUUAUCUGAAAUGGCUCUUCAGUCCAGGCAACAGAGCAGAGCGACUGACACAAUCACACACCGUAAUCAUAGAGAGUGAGUCUGUCACCCACUUUUCUGUGUAUAUUUAUAUUUAACCGUUAUGAGUGUGUGUGUGAGCGCGUGUUUGAGAUGGGAUCGUCUGUGUGGCAACCCUCAGAACAAACAGUAACAAGUCAUCUUGCCAGUGAUUGCGACACAGUUGGUCUAACCUCAAACAUGUCCUGAACGGGCUGGAAGCAGAAAAAAAGUACUCCAACAGCCAGCGCCCUGGAAACCACCAGUGAGCGUCCCUCAGCCAGAGGCCCCACCACUGUCCCACACAGAUCAGCCGCAAGGCGCUCUGCCCGUCACAGUGGCUCUACACCAUCAUGUGUCCAUUACUGCAUUUCAGCAUCAAGUGUUUCUAUCAGCUUCCUCCUCCUCCUUAGGGUCAGUCUGGUGGAUGUUUGUGCAGUGUGUGUGUGUGUGUGUUUGUGUGUGAUGAAGUGUCCCGUAGACUUGAAUAUGAUGUAUGUGUUUUGUUCUAUAAAUGGCUUUGGGUACUUUGGUUUUACUCCGGUUUCAUUGACCAUUUCAUUUUUUUUGUCUUUGUGAAGCACAAGGUGUAUGUGAUUGAUUUUAAUGGAAUUGAAAAGCCCCUGGGUCCCUACUGUUUUAUCGUUUCAUUCCAUAUAAAAAAAAUGAUCGUCUCAUCCACUGCCUCCACCUCUUCCUCUCACCCUGACACCCCCCACCCCCCAGCCGCCGGAGCGUAUUGCAGUCAAUGGCAUUUCAAUUUCUCCCUUCGCCAGCCGAAUUUCAAAUGGAACAGUUGAUUUGGAAAAGGUGCCCUGAUUGCACAAUGUUCCCAGCUCUCACCUUCAGUUAUCAAAUGCGGUAUUACAGGCCAGGUGGAUUACUGCUGCCAUCAAACCUAGUCAUGCAGGACUGAUACCCUAAAAUGAGACCCCCUCCACCUCCCUCCCCAGUCAUCAUGCCUCCUCUGGUGAGCCUGCUUAUCAGAGAGGACACUCACUGGGCCUCAAAUGCCACUUAACCUAUGGAAUCUACGCAUUCCAUCAGCACCUCUGAUGGACAGGCAAUUUGGGAAAUGCACCACUUCAUCACCUGAAUUCAAAACUGCACCGUUGCUCCUUAAGCCCCCCUUGAACAUUUCUGAGGCUCAUUUGACACCAGUGCCACAUAAUUGGCAACUGUAUUUAAGGUCCUUCAGAGGUGAUUCUUGAUAGUCGGUUCAAAUGCAGAGUGGCUAGAAUUCACAAGAGAUCUUAUUCUCACUGACUAGAAUGGCGCAAGUCUUUUGUCCUUUUAAUAACGCCUUCGUACAUUGGGCUAUCAUUAAGGGGUCAGGUUAUAAAAAUGUCCACAGAAAUUAAAUUGUGAUUAGUUAUAUGUGUGUUUGUGAGGGAGAGACUGAAAGAGAUUGAGAGUGCAAAAAAGUCUCGCUCUGUGAUGAAGGGGCUUUUGUGCGAUUGGCUGCUGGCUUAGUUAGGCUGUAGUUGUUGUUGUUGAUGUUGCGGAUGUGGCGAGAGGUGUCGAGCUGUAGAGCGUGGUACGAUACACUGUUUAGACGGACUGUUAACUCAAGUGCUGCCGUUGAGUUGACCCUCCUUGUUAUGUCAUCUUGGCACUCAUCCAGUUACCUGCAGUGUCUCAUUCAAAUACUUUUUUAAAUCUCUGCUUGUUAGGCUUUCCAUGGACUUACACAGGUUUACAUUCACCUUUUUCUUGACUUCCACAGUUUACACGCUCAUCUGUACAGUAUAUUUUAGUCAAAUGAAAUAAUAUGCCUUACACUGACAGAAGGUACCUGUGGGCUCAUACAGAAACACACACAUAUAUACUGUGUACACACACACACACACACACACACACACAGGGCAAAUCUACAAGGAGAUUGACAACUUCAGUACUAGUAGUGACUGAUUCUGAUUGCUUUAGCUGGAAGUCCAUCAGCAGGUCAACAUGUAACUAAAGGUGGUUUUUUGUUGUUUUUUUCCAUGUGAAUUUCAUUUACUGUAAAGGCCAAGCCUUGUUGGCACACAAGGUAGCACUAAGUUGGCUUUAUCUGACCAGUUCUCUGUUUGCCAAGAUGACAUACUUGAUAUUUUUUAUUUUCUCAAUAAUGACUUAAUCAUCUAAAAAUAGGUGGUUUGUUUGUUUGUUAAUGGUGAUUACUGGCAUCCACUUGACCGUUUUUUUUUUUUUUUUCUGUGUAAACAUUCUGUAACAUUGGAAGGAAAAGCACAUUUUGUAAUGAUUUCAACCUUAACAAAAAUAAAAAGCCAAUGGUUUUA